UCUAUGAUUUGAAGACAGCACAUAUGCUCAUCAGCAUUAAAACGUGGAUCAUUUAGAAGCCGCUUCUUAAGUGAUUUGUUUAUUAAUUGGCUGUUUAUCUAAUAUUUUUAAUUAUUGUAGUACAUCUUUAUUUUUAAAUUUGUAAACCCUAGCUUCUUAUAACUAUGGAUGAUAAGAAGCCAUUCAUUGCCCCUGAGAUUCAGGAUAAUCCAAAAGGAUGGGGACCUAGUUCAAUAGCUGAAGCUUACAAAGAUAUGCCUUACCAGCCCUUCUCUAAAUCAGAUAGACUUGGAAAGAUUGCUGAUUGGACUAAUCAAACUUAUGCUGAUAAACGUAUGGCUAGUAAAUAUGCUUCACAAUUCGGAAUCGGAGCUCAAUAUGCUUACAUUCAAGAGGAUGAUGAAAGCUCAUUCCAGUUGGUUGAUGCCGGCAGAGGAACUACUAAAGUUCAAAGAGGUAAACUUAAGAUUGGUCAAAGAGUUCGACCUCGAGGAGGUAAAGCUGGACCUGGUGGAAUGCAAGUAUUAUCUAAAGGUCUUAGAGGCACUGGUCGAGGUAUGGGUGGUCAAACUAGGGGUAAUAAAUGGCCUACAAAGAAUGCUGGUAUGAAGGGUAGAUACGAUCAAAAGGGUGCUGCUGCUAUGAAGAAAAGGGAAGCUUCUGUUGCUAUUAAAUCUACAUGGAAGAUAAUUGAAGAAAUGGACUUUCCUAGAUUAGGAAAACUAUCUUUACCUGCGGUUAUCGAACCUAAAGAUAUAAAAAUGUGCGGAGCAAUGGACUUCUAUGAUAAGACGUACGAUCGAGUAACCUGUAAAAAUGAAAAAAGAUUAAUUAGAGUAAACAGAAUCUUCCACAAAGUUACGACAACUGAUGAUCCAAUCAUCCGUCAAUUAUCUAAAACCGAAGGAAAUAUUUAUGCCACUGAUGCCAUUGUUGCAACAUUAAUGUGUGCCACUCGGUCUGUCAUUUCAUGGGAUUUACUUGUUCAAAAAGUUGGAGAUAAAUUAUUUUUUGAUAAAAGAGAUGACCCCGAUCUUGAUCUGCUUACUGUUAACGAAACAGCUGCUGAUCCACCGUAUUAUGACGAAGAUAACAAAAACAGUAUCAAUUGGCCUAAAAAUCUUGCUCUAGAGGCUACUUUCAUCAAUCAUAACUUUUCUCAGCAAGUUCUUAAACAAGGAGAAGAACGUUAUGAAUUCCCUGAGAAAAAUCCGUUUAUAUCAGAAGAUGAAGAAAUUGAACAAGUAGCCUCUGUUGGUUAUCGUUAUCGUAAAUUUGAUCUUGGCGAUGGUAUUGAACUUAUAUGUCGAUGUGAACAUGACGCUGUUUAUGGAUCUAAUAAAAAUGAAAUUCAAUUCAUGAACAUUAAAGCUCUAAAUGAGUGGGAUUCAAGAUUUUCAGGUGGAAUCGAUUGGCGUCAAAAAUUGGAUGUUCAAAGAGGAGCUGUUUUAGCCAAUGAAUUGAAAAAUAAUUCAUGUAAACUUGGAAAAUGGACUGUUCAGGCUCUUCUUGCUGGCUCUGACUAUCUUAAAUUCGGUUACGUUUCUCGAGUCCACGCUCGUGAUAGUACUAAACAUUCAAUCCUUGGUACUCAACAGUUCAAGCCAAAAGAAUUCGCAGACCAAAUCAACUUAAACAUGGAUAAUGCUUGGGGUGUCUUGCGUUAUAUUAUCGAUACAUGUAUGAAGCUACCCGAAGGAAAAUACCUUAUCCUUAAAGAUCCAAACAAGCCAGCUUUACUUUUGUACGAUAUUCCAAACGAUACUUUUGAAACUGAUGAUGGGGAAAGUGGAUCUGGCGAUGAUGACGACAACGGACUUGACAAUUAAUGAUCUUCCCUGUUCUAAUUUAUCAUCUUCAUUUCCUUUUUGUGUAAAACGAUGAUAAUAUAAAUUAACAAAUUGAUUUCAAAUCUUAAA
Molecule: messenger RNA, 1919 nt
Organism: Tetranychus urticae (two-spotted spider mite)
Lineage: Eukaryota; Metazoa; Arthropoda; Arachnida; Trombidiformes; Tetranychidae
Gene: eIF3d1
Product: eukaryotic translation initiation factor 3 subunit d1
Biological process (GO): translational initiation
Cellular component (GO): eukaryotic translation initiation factor 3 complex; cytoplasm
Molecular function (GO): translation initiation factor activity
Source: RefSeq, a predicted model, not a curated record